UCUAUUCUUCUUAUUGUACUUUCUGUCUUUUGCAUGCUGGUUAAUGCAAAGCCAUUGAAUAAGCGAGCUUUGAAAUCUUGUUACAAACAAGCCACAAUCACGCAAUACUGGAUUCCAAAGGAAGGAGAUAAGGAUAUGCUCAACAAUGGAAAAACCGUGACAUUGACUGGUAGCAAGUCAUCUACAUUGAAAACCACUGGUGGUUCUACUAUUGCCAAAGUCUCCAAAACAACAUAUGAGAAAUUUCAAAUGGAAGGUACAGGUUUACUUCAAAAUGGUGUCAUGGUUAAUUUAGACUCUGGAAAAGAUACCUUUUUAAAGGUAGACCGAAAUGAAAGUCCAUACGGUCUUGGUAGUUCUGAUGACAAUAAGCUUGUGCCCUGGGUGAGUGUUGCCUCAAACGACUUAAAGCAUGGCAGCAAGUUGUUUGUUAAGGAAUUGAAAGGCGUCAAACUACCUGAUGGUAAAGUCCAUAAUGGCUGUGUCCGUGUAGACGAUGAAGGAUGGAGUUUCAGUGGAUGUCAGAUCGAUUUUUUUGUACUUCAAUAUUCAGCCUACGAGAAAUUGCAAGACUUAAUUCCUGAGCAUGUUACU
Mucor mucedo is the source of this 594-nucleotide messenger RNA. RefSeq lists its product as uncharacterized. The transcript is spliced from 2 exons. NCBI's taxonomy places the organism in Eukaryota, Fungi, Mucoromycota, Mucoromycetes, Mucorales, Mucoraceae. The record is from RefSeq and is a predicted model, not a curated record. The annotation marks the transcript as partial.